GCCGGGGCCAGCUGCCCGAGCCCGAGCCCGGGAACGGCGGCUCUGAGGGGAGCGGACCUCCCCGCUAGGGCGCCUCCGACGCCACCAUGCUGCGCCCGGGCCCCCGCCUGUGGCUGGUCCUGCAGGUGAUGGGUUCGUGCGCCGCCAUCAGCUCCAUAGACAUGGAGCGUCCGGGCGACGGCAAGUGCCAGUCCAUCGAGAUCCCGAUGUGCAAGGACAUCGGCUACAACAUGACCCGCAUGCCCAACCUGAUGGGCCACGAGAACCAGCGCGAGGCCGCCAUCCAGCUGCACGAGUUCGCGCCGCUGGUGGAGUACGGCUGCCACGGCCACCUCCGCUUCUUCCUGUGCUCUCUGUACGCGCCCAUGUGCACCGAGCAAGUCUCCACCCCCAUCCCCGCCUGCCGGGUCAUGUGUGAACAGGCCCGGCUCAAGUGCUCCCCGAUCAUGGAGCAGUUCAACUUCAAGUGGCCCGACUCGCUGGACUGCAGCAAACUCCCCAACAAGAACGACCCCAAUUACCUGUGCAUGGAGGCGCCCAACAACGGCUCGGACGAGCCCCCCCGAGGCUCGGGCAUGUUCCCGCCGCUCUUCAGGCCGCAGCGGCCCCAAAGCGCGCAGGAGCACCCGCUGAAGGACGGGGGCCCGGGGCGCGCCGGCUGCGACAACCCCGGCAAGUUCCACCGCGUGGAGAAGAGCGCGUCGUGCGCGCCGCUCUGCACGGCCGGCGUGGACGUUUACUGGAGCCGCGACGACAAGCACUUCGCCGUGGUCUGGCUGGCCGUGUGGUCCGUGCUGUGCUUCUUCUCCAGCGCCUUCACCGUGCUCACCUUCCUCAUCGACCCGGCGCGCUUCAGGUACCCCGAGCGCCCCAUCAUCUUCCUCUCCAUGUGCUACUGCGUCUACUCGGUGGGCUACAUCAUCCGCCUCUUUGCCGGCGCCGAGAGCAUCGCCUGCGACCGCGACAGCGGCCAGCUCUAUGUCAUCCAGGAGGGCCUGGAGAGCACGGGCUGCACGCUGGUCUUCCUGGUCCUCUACUACUUCGGAAUGGCCAGCUCGCUGUGGUGGGUCAUCCUCACGCUCACCUGGUUCCUGGCUGCGGGCAAGAAGUGGGGCCACGAGGCCAUUGAGGCCAACAGCAGCUACUUCCACCUGGCAGCCUGGGCCAUCCCGGCCGUGAAGACUAUCCUGAUCCUGGUGAUGCGCAGGGUCGCGGGGGACGAGCUCACGGGCGUCUGCUACGUGGGCAGCAUGGACGUGCACGCGCUCACCGGCUUCGUCCUCAUCCCGCUGGCCUGUUACCUCGUCAUCGGCACUUCCUUUCUUCUCUCGGGCUUCGUGGCCCUUUUCCACAUCCGGAGGGUGAUGAAGACAGGCGGGGAGAACACGGACAAGCUGGAGAAACUCAUGGUGAGGAUUGGGGUCUUCUCCGUGCUGUACACCGUGCCGGCCACCUGUGUGAUCGCCUGCUACUUCUACGAACGCCUCAACAUGGAGUACUGGAAGGUCCUGGCCGCACAGCACAAGUGCAGGAUGAACAACCAGACGAAAGCCCUGGACUGUCUCAUGGCCGCCUCCAUCCCCGCGGUGGAGAUCUUCAUGGUGAAGCUGUUCAUGCUGCUCGUGGUGGGCAUCACGAGCGGCAUGUGGAUCUGGACGUCCAAGACUCUGCAGUCCUGGCAGAACGUCUGCAGCCGCAGGUUCAAGAAAAGGAGCCGGAGGAAACCGGCCAGCGUCAUCACCAACAGUGGAAUUUACAAAAAAUCCCAGCAUCCCCAAAAAACGCAUCUCGGAAAAUACGAGAUCCCCGCCCAGACGCCCACCUGUGUGUGAAGGGCUUGGAGGGACAGCGGGGAGGGAGACUUUCCCAGAGAGCCUGCAGCGGCUGUCAGAGCCACAACACGGUGCUUUUCUUGGUUGGUUGGUUGGUUUUUUAAAUAAAAGUAAAAGAAAAAAAAAAGUUUUUACCCUGAAAUUCAGGAUGCUGUGAUACACUGAAAGUAAAAAUGUCCUUAAAGGUUUUUGUCGUGUUUUGUUUUCAGUGAUGGAGAGCUCCUCCUGAAGUAGCCUCUUGUGUAACUAAUUUGUGGUCAAGUGGUUGAUUCCGCCCCCAGAAGAAAACUUUUGUUUAGAACCUUCUGUAAAUAUACAUCUGUGUGUUUGAGUUAGCUUGGCUAUCCAUUUACAAAUCAGAGAAAAGAUAAGUUCUUUGCAACUUAAAGAGCCUCUGCUGGGCUGCAGGGGGGAGGGGGGGAGAGAGAGAGAGGCAGAAGAGCGAGUCCCUCUCUAGCAAGUGAGCCAUCCCGGGGGGCCCACCCUCAGGAAGGCUGCCUCUAAGACAGCAACUUCUGUGCAAACAGGAAGACAGAGAAAGCCUGACAAGUCUGCACACUCCAGUGGAUUCGGAGUCACUUAAAAUAGACUCCAGCCCCUAGCCUUCACAAAUGGUCUUUCUCCAAGGCGGAAACUUCCACCAAACCUAGCAUUUGUAAAUGCAAAUGAUGUGCAAUACAGUUUUUUCUCUUUCCAUGAAAAUAAAAAGAGAAACAAGUAUUUUGCUGUACAUAAAGACAACAAAAGAAAUCUCCUAACAAAAGAACCCAGAGGCCCAGCCCUCAGAAACCCUUUAGUGUUACAUUUUGUGGCUUUUUAAUGGAAACCAAGCCAAUGUUAUACACGUUUGGACUGAUUUGUGGAAAGGAGGGGAAAAGGGGGAGAAAGAUCAUUCAGAAGCACCCAAAGAGCUUAUUGACUCUUUCUCUUGUGAAACAAACGGUUGCCAUGAAUAGAUCAAGAAGC
Messenger RNA from Ceratotherium simum simum (southern white rhinoceros), 2798 nucleotides. RefSeq names its product frizzled class receptor 10 (gene FZD10). Gene Ontology annotation, cellular component: membrane. Gene Ontology annotation, molecular function: transmembrane signaling receptor activity; Wnt-protein binding. The record is from RefSeq and is a predicted model, not a curated record. Gene Ontology annotation, biological process: non-canonical Wnt signaling pathway; canonical Wnt signaling pathway. NCBI's taxonomy places the organism in Eukaryota, Metazoa, Chordata, Mammalia, Perissodactyla, Rhinocerotidae.